Messenger RNA from Zingiber officinale, 2751 nucleotides. RefSeq names its product exocyst complex component SEC15B-like. Gene Ontology annotation, biological process: Golgi to plasma membrane transport; intracellular protein transport; exocytosis. Bases 63 to 2549 code for a protein of 828 amino acids. The record is from RefSeq and is a predicted model, not a curated record. Gene Ontology annotation, cellular component: exocyst; membrane. The transcript has a single exon. NCBI's taxonomy places the organism in Eukaryota, Viridiplantae, Streptophyta, Magnoliopsida, Zingiberales, Zingiberaceae.
GCGAAGCAAUUACUCCGUCCGCCAUUUCUCUCUCUCAUCCACGGAGAAGAAGUGGGCGAGCGAUGCGGCGGAGGGUGGCACCGGAUUCUUCGGCGAUGGUGGCGGGAGGAGGAGGCGGAGGCGUUGGAGGGUGGGCGACGGAGGCGGAGCGGCAGGAGCAGGUGCAGCUGUUCUCCGCGAUCAGCAACGGGGAGGACUUGGGCCCCUUCGUCCGCCGGGCGUUCGUCUCCGGACGGCCGGAGUCGUUGCUUUCCUCCUUGCGACACUUCUCUCGGUCGAAGGAGUCUGAGAUCGAGGAAGUGUGCAAGGCGCACUACCAGGAUUUCAUCCGCGCUGUGGACGAUCUUCGCUCCCUUCUCAAGGAUGUCGACUCGCUCAAAUCGGCCCUGGAUGACUCAAACACCGCUCUCCAGUCCGCCGCUGGCCCUCUCCUCGCUGCUCUCGAUUCCUACCUCGAGGCCCGUGCUGUCGCCGACAAUCUCUCCGCCGCCCUAGAUGCCGCCCAGCUCUGCAGUCGUCUCUUCGCGCACCUCGCCCGCGCCAACGAGCAUCUCGAAGCAGACCAUCUGUACCUUGCGCUGCGCGCCGUCGCUGCCGCCGAGCGGGACUACCUCCCCUCCACUACUCACCCCACUAUUCGACGCAUGCUUCUCCGCCUCAUUCCCGCUGUCCGUGCCCAUGCGGAGCGCAAGAUCUCCAAGGAGUUCUCUGAUUGGAUGGUUCAGAUCCGCGUCGCGAGCCGCCACCUCGGCCAGAUCGCUAUUGGUCGCGCAUCCGCCGCACGCCAGCGCGAGGAGGAGCUACGCGCUCGCCAGCGCCAAGCAGAGGAGCAGGGCCUCCUCCGAUCCAGCUCUGUCACGUCCACUCCCGCUUUCCGUGAUAACACCUACUCCCUCCGAGUUGAGGAGGAUGAUGAUUGGGCCGGCGACGAUGCGGAUGAUCUCGCAGCAGCAGCAGCCGCUGCUGCAUCCUCGGAAGGCAGUACUCCGGGUCUCGAUCUCACCCCUCUCUAUCGAGCCUAUCAUAUCCACAAAACCCUCAGCCUCGAGGAGCGCUUCCGGAGGUACUAUUUCGAGAACCGCAAGUUGCAGCUAACCUCAGACUUCCAAGUCUCCUCUUUGACCCCGUUCCUCGAAUCGCACCAGACCUUCUUCGCUCAGAUUGCUGGCUUCUUCAUAGUAGAGGAUCGAAUCCUCCGCACGGGCGGUGGCCUCAUCGCUAGACCCGACGUUGAUGCUCUCUGGGAGACUGCCGUCAACAAGAUGGUGUCUGUGCUUGAGGACCAAUUCUCCCGGAUGCAGACGGCCAACCACCUCCUUCUCAUCAAGGACUACGUCAGCCUAUUCGGCGUCACCCUCCACCGCUAUCGAUAUGCGGUUGACCCCCUCCUCAACGUUCUCUCCAAGCAUCGGGACAAGUACCAUGAUCUGCUCCUCUCUGAUUGCCGCCGGCAGGUUUCGGAGGCCCUUGACGCAGACAAGUUUGCGCAAAUGGUAAUGAAAAAGGAGUACGAGUACUCAAUGAACGUCCUCUCCUUUCAGAUCCAGACAUCCGACAUCACUCCGGCCUUCCCCUAUGUCGCACCCUUCUCCUCCAGUGUUCCAGAUCUUUGCCGGAUCUCUCGAUCCUUCAUUGAGGACUCUGUCAGCUUCAUGUCCCAUGGAGGGCAGCUUGACAUCUAUCCUAUUGUCAAAAAGUACCUUGAGCGACUCCUUAUUGAGGUUGUCGACGGCUCCAUUGUUCGGCUUAUUGACUCUGGUGGGCUUGGUGUUUCCCAGGCAAUGCAGGUGGCUGCCAAUAUGGCUGUCUUGGAAAGGGCCUGUGAAUUCUUGUUUCGGCAUGCUGCCCAGCUCUCAGGCAUUCCAUUACGUAAUGCAGAGAAGGGAAGGAGGGAGUUCCCAUUGAAGAAAUCUCGUGAUGCAACUGAACGUCUCCUUCUGGGGCUGCUGAGGAAUAAGAUUGAUGAUUUCAUGAUGCUGACAGACAGCAUUAGUUGGCUGGGAGAGAGCCCACCACCAAAUGGGAAUGAGUAUACUAACGAGGUGAUCAUAUACCUUGAGACAUUGGUCUCUACCGCACAGCAGAUAUUGCCUAUCAAUGUUCUAUGGAGGGUCCUUCAGGGGGUUUUGAGCCAUAUAUGUGACAAGAUCAUUGGUCUUUUCAUGAGUGAUGCUGUUAAGAGAUUUAAUUCAAAUGCCGUGUUUGGAAUUGAUAUAGAUCUGAAGAUGUUUGAGUCGUUUACUGAGAAUCAAUCUCACGUGUUCUACGAUUCUGAUGAUUCCAGUGCAAAUGAGUUGAAGCUUGCAUUAUUAGAAGCUAGACAGUUGGUUAAUUUGCUCAUGAGCAAUAACCCAGAGAAUUUUCUUAACGCAGUGAUCAGAGAAAGGAGUUAUAACAAGCUCGACUACAAGAAGGUGGUUACAAUAACAGAGAAGUUCAGGGAAUCAUCGGAUCGACUAUUUGGAACUUUUGGUACAAGAGGGGCAAAGCAGAACCCAAAACAAAAAUCAUUGGAUGCCCUAAUAAAAAGGCUUAAGGAUGCAAGCUGAUCCAGUUCAACAGUAAAGUAAAACAUGUUUCUUAUCUACCCUUUUGUCUGUGUGGUUUUGUGUGAAUUACAGUAUGGUUUAUUUCCUUGCUUAGAUCCUAGCAUUACUAUGAUUCAUAAAAGUCAUCAAAUUCUUGUCGUCUAGAUGUAUCUCUAGUUGUAAACAUGAUACUUUGUUUUAAUAGACAUUUGAUUUUGAUUCA